This is a messenger RNA of Brassica oleracea var. oleracea, 991 nucleotides long. RefSeq lists its product as uncharacterized. The transcript is spliced from 9 exons. Gene Ontology annotation, biological process: SNARE complex assembly. Bases 48 to 857 code for a protein of 269 amino acids. Gene Ontology annotation, molecular function: SNARE binding. Lineage: Eukaryota; Viridiplantae; Streptophyta; Magnoliopsida; Brassicales; Brassicaceae. The record is from RefSeq and is a predicted model, not a curated record. Gene Ontology annotation, cellular component: endosome; lytic vacuole.
UAAACAACUGUGUGGCGGAUGCUUGAAACCAGUGGAGGAGAAGGAGAAUGGGAGAUCUCUACGCUUUGGACUUCGAUGGAGUCCUCUGCGAUAGCUGUGGAGAGAGCUCUCUUUCUGCUGUUAAGGCUGCGAGAGUGAGAUGGCCUGGUUUGUUCGUGGGAGUUGACUCAGCUCUAGAGGAAUGGAUCGUUGAUCAGAUGCAUAUCGUGAGACCUGUGGUGGAAACUGGCUAUGAGAAUCUUCUACUUGUUCGCCUACUGUUGGAGACGAAGAUGCCCUAUAUUCGAAAAUCUUCAGUAGCAGAGGGGUUGACUGUUGAUGGGAUAUUGGAGAGCUGGGGAAAGAUUAAGCCUGUUAUCAUGGAAGCUUGGGAUGAAGAUGAUAAAGAUGCUUUGAUCGAUUUGUUUGGGAAAGUUAGAGAUGAUUGGAUUAACAAUGACUUGACCACUUGGAUUGGUGCCAAUAGAUUCUAUCCAGGAGUAUCAGAUGCACUGAAGUUUGCCAGCUCAAAGAUUUACAUUGUUACCACCAAACAGGGACGGUUUGCAGAAGCGUUGCUGCGUGAAAUAGCAGGUGUAAUCAUACCACCGGAAAGGAUUUACGCUUUGGGUUCAGGGCCAAAGGUGGAAGUGCUAAAGCUACUUCAGAAUAAACCAGAACACCAGGGCUUGAAGCUGCAUUUCGUGGAAGACAGACUUGCAACGCUGAAGAAUGUCAUCAAAGAGCCUGAACUAGACAAAUGGAAUCUAUACCUAAGUAACUGGGGCUACAACACAGAGAAAGAGAGAGCAGAAGCUGAAAGCAUUUCAAGAAUUCAGGUUAUCGAGCUUUCCACGUUUAGCAGUAAGCUUAAAUGAGUUGUAUACUCAUCAGAAAGAAGCUUCCCUUUUCAUUGUUACUCUACGAACCAAACAUGUCAAAGAUAUUGUAGCUAAGAUUCAGCUAGCAGAGAUAAAACUUUCAAUCUCAUAACUCAUCCUUGGUAACAUCA